Messenger RNA from Gryllus bimaculatus (two-spotted cricket), 353 nucleotides. The record is from the annotation of a GenBank genome assembly. NCBI's taxonomy places the organism in Eukaryota, Metazoa, Arthropoda, Insecta, Orthoptera, Gryllidae.
CAAAUUGUGGAAUUUUUUUCAUAUUCAUGUUCAUUUGCGGAUCCCUUGUUUAGACACACUGAGGUGACACCCACUAUAGCAAUGGGUGUAAUUGAUCCUUGUUCACAGGCAGCUUUUCAAACUGAAAAUGGUAAGUCUCUUGUAUAGACUCUAGUGCUGUUGAACAUGCUGUUACAGCAAGUGCAGUAGAUGCUUAUGCUAGCCCUGUGAAAGAUCUUUUUGACCAAUGUGAGGUGUCACCUCAAGUUUUUAUGGAUGUUUCUCAUGAUCCUUGUACUUCUGAACAGGUGCAAGAAGCCAUUCUGGGAGAUGAAUCUGCGACUUCGGUGUGUGGUAAAUGCGAGAUAUUCCUG